Molecule: messenger RNA, 603 nt
Organism: Hyposmocoma kahamanoa
Lineage: Eukaryota; Metazoa; Arthropoda; Insecta; Lepidoptera; Cosmopterigidae
Product: fatty acyl-CoA reductase 1-like
Exons: 5
Biological process (GO): long-chain fatty-acyl-CoA metabolic process
Cellular component (GO): peroxisome
Molecular function (GO): alcohol-forming very long-chain fatty acyl-CoA reductase (NADP+) activity
Source: RefSeq, a predicted model, not a curated record
UUGUUCGUCCAUCUUUCGACGGCCUAUUGCCACCCUCACGAAAAUCUCUUAGAGGAGAAGGCAUACCCGCCUCCCGCAGACCCACACAAGGUCAUCGCAGCCGCUGAACUCUUUGACGUGGACACAUUAGAAACAAUGGCUCCAAACUUCCGGAAAACGUAUCCGAACUACUACGCCUACACGAAAGCCCUGUCGGAAAGCUUGGCCGUCGACGCCAUGGAAUCCCUCCCCGUCAUUAUACUUAGGCCUUCUAUCGUGAUACCAAUACUUUGGGAACCCCUGCCCGGCUGGACAGAUAACAUCAAUGGACCGACCGGCUUACUCAUUGGUGCCGGCAAGGGUGUAAUCCGCUCAAUGUACUGCCACAGCAACAGCUAUGCCGACUACGUGCCAGUUGACGUAGUCGUCAGCAGCAUCUUCGCCUUUUCCUGGAAUUAUCUCAGCAAUGGGGACAUAAAAACAAGAAUCUACAAUUGUACAAGCUCAGCAGAAGUAAAAGUGACGUGGCAUGAGUUGAUUGCAACUGGCAAAGACAUUACUGUCAACAAACUGCCUCUGAACGGAGUUGUUUGGUAAGUGAACAAUAUACAGGAUUAUUUGUAA